AUGGUGCGCUCCGCCUACUCCUCAGGCCACCCCUCCGUCGGCGUCGGCGCCGGCAACACCCCCGCGGUGAUUGAUGAGACCGCCAACGUAAACCUGGCGGUGUCCUCUAUUCUGCUGUCAAAGACCUUUGACAACGGUGUGAUCUGCUCCACGGAGCAGAGCGUGGUGGUGGUGGACAGCAUGUACGACGACAUCAAGGCCGAAUUUAUCCGCCGCGGCGCCUACUUCCUGAAUGAGGAGGAGAAGAACAGGGUGCGGGCCAAGAUGUUUGUGGACGGCCGCCUCAACGCCGACAUGGUGGGCCAGAGCGCCUACGGCCUGGGCAGGCUGUUCGGCGUCAACGUGGACAAGAAGUACAAGGUGGGUGUGUUUUGGUGUCUGUGA
Messenger RNA from Monoraphidium neglectum, 384 nucleotides. Its product is annotated as acetaldehyde dehydrogenase / alcohol dehydrogenase. The record is from RefSeq and is a predicted model, not a curated record. Gene Ontology annotation, molecular function: oxidoreductase activity, acting on the aldehyde or oxo group of donors, NAD or NADP as acceptor. NCBI's taxonomy places the organism in Eukaryota, Viridiplantae, Chlorophyta, Chlorophyceae, Sphaeropleales, Selenastraceae. The transcript has 5 exons. The coding region runs from base 1 to 384 and encodes 127 amino acids.